This is a messenger RNA of Encephalitozoon cuniculi GB-M1, 1875 nucleotides long. RefSeq lists its product as uncharacterized. Gene Ontology annotation, molecular function: iron ion binding; ribosomal small subunit binding; ATP binding. Bases 1 to 1875 code for a protein of 624 amino acids. NCBI's taxonomy places the organism in Eukaryota, Fungi, Microsporidia, Unikaryonidae. The record is from RefSeq and is marked provisional. Gene Ontology annotation, biological process: translational initiation; translational termination; ribosomal subunit export from nucleus. The transcript has a single exon.
AUGGGGAAAGGUGAGGAGAGAACGAAUCUUACAAGACUAGCCAUUGUUAACUUUGAGCUUUGUAAGCCUUCGCAGUGUGCAUCUGAAUGCAGGAAAGCAUGUCCUGUGAACAAGACUGGAAAAGAGUGCAUCAGAAUAGAGAAGAAGUGCAUGAUAUCGGAGGUUCUGUGCAUCGGAUGCUCUGCAUGUCAGAAGAAAUGUCCUUUCAAGGCAAUCUCAAUAAUCAAUCUUCCGACGAAUCUGACCAAGGAAAUAACCCAUAGGUAUGGCACGAAUGGAUUUAAGCUGCACAGACUCCCGAUUCCAAGGCCUGGAAAGGUGCUUGGACUGGUAGGAACGAAUGGAAUUGGCAAGAGCACCGCACUGAAGAUUUUGUCUGGGGAGAUAAAGCCCAAUCUCGGCAAGUACGACAGCCCACCAGGCUGGGAGACGAUUCUGGGAUAUUUCAGAGGGUCUGAGCUCCAGGGAUACUUUACUAAGGUUCUCGAGGGACAGCUGCGAAUAACAUCCAAGAUCCAGUACAUUGACAGGCUUCCAAAGCUGCUGAAGAAGAGGUUUAGCCCUGAAGUGAAGAGCAUGGUGAAAAGCCUUUCGCUGGACGGUACCGAGACAGAUACGGACAACAGACUGCUUGUUAGAAGUGUACUUGAAGAGAUGGACCAAAGGCAAAGAAAGGACUACUACAUAGAAAAGAUGUGCCUUGGAAACAUACUUGAUAGAGAUGUGGAGGAGCUAAGCGGGGGAGAGCUUCAGAGGCUUUCCCUGGCGUUGGCAUGCAUGCAGCAAAGCGAUGUUUACAUAUUUGAUGAGCCGUCCAGCUAUCUCGACGUCAAGCAGAGGCUUUCGGCUGCGAAGGAGAUUAGAGAGCUUUGCGAGGACAACAGCUACGUGAUUGUUGUUGAGCACGAUCUCGCGAUACUCGACCUGAUGAGUGACUUUGGAUGUGUAUUGUAUGGGCAGUCUGGUGCAUACGGGGUGAUCACGGCGCCGUAUGCCAUAAAGUCUGCAAUCAAUAUCUUUCUUGACGGGUACAUUCCGACAGAGAACAUGAGGUUCAGGCCUUCAGAGCUUAAGUUUGAUAUUUCAGAGAGACCCACAAGGGAUGCCGAGAAGAGGGCCCAGUACUGGUAUGGAGGGAUGACAAAGACGUACGAGUCGUUCAGGCUUGAGGUGAAGGAGGGAUCCUUUAGCGACUCCGAGAUCAUUGUGUUUCUCGGGGAAAACGGGAUGGGAAAGACCACGCUUGUUGGCCUAAUUGCUGGGCUCAUAAAGCCUGACAGAGGAGACGAGUUUACCAAGCUGAGCUAUAGCCUGAAGCCACAAAAGAUACUCCCUAAGUACAAGGGCACUGUCAGAGAGCUCUUUAUGUCGAAGAUCAGGUCCUCGUUUAUGGACCAAUCGUUUGUAAACGACGUUAUCAAGCCACUCAGCAUCGAAUACACCUAUGAGCAGCAGGUCCAGAACUUGAGCGGGGGCGAGCUCCAGAGAAUUGCAAUAGCCAUGUGUCUUGGGAAGGAUGCGAAUGUAUAUCUCAUCGACGAGCCAUCGGCAUUUCUUGACUCCGACCAGAGAAUAGCAAUAUCCAAAAUCAUAAAGAGAUUUAUAUAUUCCAACGGCAAGAUAGCAUUUAUCGUUGAGCACGACCUGAUAGUCGGGACAUAUCUUGCAGACAAGGUGGUGGUGUUCCAGGGAGAACCCGGGGUCUCAAGCGUUGCCUCGCCUCCCAUGGGUCUUCUGGACGGAAUGAACAUUUUCCUUAAGAGCCUUGACGUAACGUUUCGAAGGGAUUCAAGCAACCUAAGGCCUAGGGUCAACAAGCCUGGGUCUGCAAAGGAUAGAAUCCAAAAGGAGAACAACCAGUACUUCUUCUCCUGA